GCCGCCAGGCGCUCUCGCGAGAGCCGGCCGCUGUUUGAGCGCGAGGCGCGCGCCCCGCUGCACAGGGCGGGGGACCGGCCCCAUGGAGUCUGCGGCCCCCAAGCAGCCGCCGCCGGCCGGGAAGAGCAGGAACCUGCCCUGGGUGGAAAAAUAUCGUCCUCAGACACUGAAUGACCUAAUUUCCCAUCAGGACAUUCUGAGCACCAUUCAGAAGUUCAUCAGCGAAGAUCGUCUGCCUCACCUUCUCCUCUAUGGACCGCCUGGCACUGGCAAGACCUCCACAAUUUUGGCCUGCGCUAAACAGCUCUACAAAGACAAGGAAUUCAACGCCAUGGUUUUAGAGCUGAAUGCUUCGGAUGACAGAGGAAUUGAUGUAGUCAGAGGACCCAUCCUGAGCUUUGCUAGCACAAGGACAAUCUUUAAGAAAGGUUUUAAGCUUGUGAUCCUGGAUGAAGCAGACGCCAUGACCCAGGAUGCCCAGAAUGCCCUGAGGCGAGUGAUUGAGAAAUUCACUGAGAACACCAGGUUUUGCCUGAUCUGUAACUACCUCUCCAAGAUCAUCCCUGCCUUGCAGUCCAGAUGCACAAGGUUCCGCUUUGGCCCCCUGACUCCAGAACUCAUGGUCCCCAGGCUGCAGCAUGUCAUCCAGGAAGAGAUGGCUGACGUAAGUGAAGAUGGGAUGAAAGCAUUGGUGACCCUCUCCAGCGGGGACAUGCGCAGAGCUCUGAAUAUUUUGCAGAGCACCACCAUGGCCUUUGGGAAGGUGACGGAGGACACCGUGUACACCUGCACCGGGCACCCCCUGAAGUCUGACAUUGCCAACAUUCUCGACUGGAUGCUGAACCAGGACUUCUCCACUGCCUAUAAAAAAAUCCUGGAGCUGAAGACGCUGAAGGGUUUGGCUCUGCAUGACAUCCUGACAGAGAUCCACUUGUUUGUGCACCGAGUUGACUUUCCACCUUCUGUCCGAAUCCAACUCCUGAUCAAAAUGGCAGACAUCGAGCACAGACUGGCUGCAGGUACAAGUGAGAAGAUUCAGCUAAGCUCCCUUAUUGCUGCUUUUCAGGUCACCAGGGACUUGAUUGUAGCUGAGGCUUAGGUCCAGUGGCUUCCUGUGAGCACAGUUUACACCCUCACCCCUCCAGCUAAGAAGUAAAAGAAGAAUGUCCUUGUCUGAA
Messenger RNA from Mauremys reevesii (Reeves's turtle), 1178 nucleotides. RefSeq names its product replication factor C subunit 5 (gene RFC5). The coding region runs from base 83 to 1099 and encodes 338 amino acids. The record is from RefSeq and is a predicted model, not a curated record. Lineage: Eukaryota; Metazoa; Chordata; Testudines; Geoemydidae. Gene Ontology annotation, molecular function: ATP hydrolysis activity; DNA clamp loader activity; ATP binding. The transcript is spliced from 11 exons. Gene Ontology annotation, cellular component: nucleus; DNA replication factor C complex. Gene Ontology annotation, biological process: DNA-templated DNA replication; DNA repair.